Messenger RNA from Camelina sativa (false flax), 487 nucleotides. The record is from RefSeq and is a predicted model, not a curated record. NCBI's taxonomy places the organism in Eukaryota, Viridiplantae, Streptophyta, Magnoliopsida, Brassicales, Brassicaceae.
AAACAUAACUUUGCUCAAUGUUUGUAAUCAAGGUCUUACUCACUACACCAACCACGCCAACAGAGCGAAUGAAGCGAAUUGUUGACGCAUCAGAAGGAUUUAUUUACCUAGUGAGCUCAAUUGGAGUGACUGGUGCACGAGCAUCUGUAAGCGGAAAGGUUCAGUCGCUCUUGAAGGAUAUCAAAGAGGCCACAGACAAGCCAGUGGCUGUUGGUUUUGGAAUAUCAAAGCCUGAGCAUGUGAAACAGGUCCUCUAAACCUUAACAAGAUUCCUAAGGCCUCUCUUAUGUUGUCUUCAUUAUUUAUUGCUUUUUUGAUGAUUGGUUUUGUUGUGUGAACAGAUAGUUGGAUGGGGAGCUGAUGGAGUGAUCGUAGGCAGUGCAAUGGUGAAGCUAUUGGGGGACGCAAAUUCGCCAACGGAAGGACUUAAGGAGCUUGAGAAGCUCACCAAGUCUCUCAAAUCUGCUCUUCUUUGAAAAGACAAAAA